This is a messenger RNA of Hevea brasiliensis (rubber tree), 1778 nucleotides long. RefSeq names its product tyrosine decarboxylase 2. The transcript has 13 exons. Gene Ontology annotation, molecular function: carboxy-lyase activity; pyridoxal phosphate binding. The record is from RefSeq and is a predicted model, not a curated record. Gene Ontology annotation, biological process: amino acid metabolic process. NCBI's taxonomy places the organism in Eukaryota, Viridiplantae, Streptophyta, Magnoliopsida, Malpighiales, Euphorbiaceae. Bases 234 to 1697 code for a protein of 487 amino acids.
AAGAUUGUCGACAAAGCUUGAAACCAGUGGAGGAUAUUGAAAUUAAAGCACUCUAUUCAUGUCUCUCUCUGUCUUUACCUUCUUGCCAUAUAUGAUACAAAAUGGAAUCUUUCUCCUUCAUUCUCAUAUAUACCAAAGACUUUGUUUUCUCUGUUAAAACCCUUUUAAGCAACGCAAUACCCACUUCUCUUCGCUAAAACAAUCAGUCCUUUGCUCCCAUUUAUGUGCAAAAUAUGGAAAGGGAGUUGAGACCAAUGGACGCAGAGCAACUGAGAGAGCAUGCACAUAAGAUGGUUGAUUUUAUUGCUGAUUACUACAAAACUAUUGAGAAUUUUCCAGUUCUAAGCCAAGUUGAGCCUGGGUAUCUUCAGAAACUUCUGCCAGAUUCUGCACCAAAUCAACCUGAGGGAUUGCAGAAUGUUCUUGAUGAUGUUAAAUCAAAGAUUUUACCAGGAGUGACCCAUUGGCAAAGCCCAAAUUAUUUUGCAUAUUAUCCUUCUAACAGUAGUAUCGCUGGAUUUUUGGGAGAAAUGCUUAGCGCUGGUAUCAAUAUGGUUGGUUUCAGCUGGAUAACUUCUCCUGCUGCAACAGAGCUUGAAAUUAUCGUUCUAGACUGGCUUGGAAAAAUGCUCAAGCUCCCUGAAGAAUUUCUCUCGUCAGGACAAGGAGGUGGAGUAAUACAGGGUACCGCUAGUGAAGCUGUUCUAGUUGUACUACUAGCUGCUCGAGACAAGGUCUUGAGGAGGGUUGGAAAAGAUUCCCUUAAAAAGCUUGUGGCUUAUGGAUCUGAUCAAACACAUUCAGCUUUGCAAAAGGCCUGCCAGAUAGCAGGGGUUCAUCCGGAAAAUUGCAGGCUGCUAAAAACAGACUCGUCCAGAAGUUAUGCCAUUUCCCCAGAUUUACUUUGUGAAGCAAUUUCGCAUGACAUUUCUGUUGGAUUGAUACCCUUCUUUUUGUGCGCCACAGUUGGCACUACUUCAUCAACAGCUGUCGAUCCAUUGCUUGCACUGGGAAAGAUUGCUAAGAGUAAUGGAAUUUGGUUUCAUGUGGAUGCUGCCUAUGCUGGAAGUGCUUGUAUAUGUCCAGAGUACCGCUGUUACAUUGAUGGUGUUGAGGAAGCUGACUCUUUUAAUAUGAAUGCGCAUAAAUGGUUCCUAACAAACUUUGAUUGUUCAGCCCUUUGGGUGAAGGAUAGAAAUGCUCUAAUUCAGUCACUUUCUACAAAUCCAGAGUUUCUGAAAAACAAAGCCUCCCAAGCAAACAUGGUUGUGGAUUACAAAGAUUGGCAAAUUCCUCUUGGACGUCGAUUUAGGUCAUUGAAACUGUGGAUGGUAUUGCGAUUAUAUGGUGUGGAAAAUCUACAAUGCUACAUCAGAAAUCAUAUUAACUUGGCUAAAUAUUUUGAAGGCCUUGUUGCUGGAGACACUAGGUUUGAGGUUGUUGCCUCUCGGAUAUUUUCAUUGGUUUGUUUUCGCCUUUUACCUCCAGACAACAAUGAAGAUCAUGGCAACAAAUUGAACCAUGACCUAUUAGAUGCAGCAAACUCCACUGGGAAAAUUUUUAUAUCUCAUACAGUUCUAUCAGGCAAGUAUAUAUUGCGAUUUGCAGUAGGAGCACCAUUGACUGAAGAGAGACAUGUAACUGCAGCAUGGAAGGUUUUGCAAGAUGAGGCCUCUGCUUUGCUAGGGAGUCUAUGAUAAUUUAAUACAUCUAGUACCAACUACUUUUAAUUGAUGAAUAUUCAAUUUAUAUAAAAGUUUAUUUAUUUUUGAAUGAAA